This is a messenger RNA of Oncorhynchus nerka (sockeye salmon), 481 nucleotides long. Its product is annotated as sodium-dependent neutral amino acid transporter B(0)AT2-like. NCBI's taxonomy places the organism in Eukaryota, Metazoa, Chordata, Actinopteri, Salmoniformes, Salmonidae. Gene Ontology annotation, biological process: sodium ion transmembrane transport. The transcript is spliced from 4 exons. Bases 1 to 441 code for a protein of 146 amino acids. Gene Ontology annotation, cellular component: plasma membrane. The record is from RefSeq and is a predicted model, not a curated record.
AUGGUACCAUCACUCGGCUCCCAGGUGGGGACAAACAUCACCGACUGUGACCUGGAUGAGGAGAUGAGCAAGGGUGUGGAAGGGACGGGCCUGGCGUUCAUUGCCUUCACAGAGGCCAUGGCCCAGUUCCCUGCCAGCCCCUUCUGGUCCACGCUCUUCUUCCUCAUGCUGCUCAACCUGGGCAUGAGCACCAUGUUCGGCACCAUGCAGGGGAUCCUCACCCCCCUCAUGGACAACUUCAGCCUGCUGGGACGCCACCGGACCAUGCUCACAGUGUGCAGCUGUGCUCUGGGCUUUGUGAUCGGACUUUUGUUUACCCAGCGCUCGGGGAACUACUUUGUGACAAUGUUCGAUGACUACUCUGCUACCCUACCCCUGAUCAUCGUGGUGGUCUUUGAGACAUUCGCUGUGGCCUGGGUGUACGGAGCUGACCGAGGGUGAACGUGUUCCAUUCAGAGGGUGAACGUGUUCCAUUCAGAGA